Messenger RNA from Oncorhynchus keta (chum salmon), 3723 nucleotides. Its product is annotated as SIN3-HDAC complex-associated factor-like. The transcript is spliced from 7 exons. Gene Ontology annotation, biological process: negative regulation of cell migration. NCBI's taxonomy places the organism in Eukaryota, Metazoa, Chordata, Actinopteri, Salmoniformes, Salmonidae. Bases 356 to 1051 code for a protein of 231 amino acids. The record is from RefSeq and is a predicted model, not a curated record.
GGUCUCGCCCCUCUGACAUUUUCCUCCAAUGGGUUUUGAAAACACGUUGAGGAGCGAGGACGCGAGCUUAAACAAUUGACAUUCUCCCACAGACACGCAAGUAAAACUGCAACAUCCGAACGGUGUGGACGUUAAAGGUGUAUUCAUUGUUACAUGAGUUUAAAUAGCUUACUAACGACGUUUUUUUAUAACUAUUACAACUCAUUCAUCAUUGAUUAUAAAUCAAGAUUUUCUCAAAAGACCACCCCACAUGAGGCAUUGACUCCAAGUUUUGGAACCACAGUACUAACCUCUGAGUGCUUCCUCUGCGUUCUCCUGCAGGCGUGCUUCAGCCUCACCACACCACGAUCUCUCGAUGUUUGGCUUCCACAAGCCCAAGAUGUACCGGAGCCUAGACGGUUGCUGUAUCUGUCGGGCCAAGUCCUCCAGCUCCCGCUUCACCGACAGCAAGCGCUACGAGAGGGACUUUCCCAGCUGCUUCGGGCUGAGUGAGGUGCGUUUUGGGGAGAUCUGUAAUGCCUGUGUUCUCCUGGUGAAAAGGUGGCAGAAACUCCCAGCCGGAUCCAUAAAGAACUGGAAUCAUGUUGUUGACGCUAAAGGUUCAGGGUCAAGCUGGAAGACCGUGAGGUCCAAGAAGAUGAAUAGAGCCAGGCCAAGACAGAGCAGCAGAGUGCAGAAGGAGCUCAAGAGACACAACUCUGACGCCCACAGCACCACCUCCAGUGCCUCCCCCGCCCAUUCUCCCAGCUACAGCAACCAAUCAGACGAGGGCUCGGACGUGGAACUCUCACCAGGUGCCACCCACUCGCCAGUCUUCUCUUUCCUGGACCUCACCUACUGGAAAAGGCAGAAAGUGUGCUGUGGCAUCAUCUACAAGGGACGCUUCGGAGAGGUACUCUUAGACCCCCACCUCUACAAGCCCUGCUGCCAGAAGAAACAGCAGCACCAGCCAAAAGAGGAAGGAGAGGAGGAAGCACAGGCGAGCAGAGCGAACGUGAUGCGCCACGCCCCACCGAACAGCUCCCAGCCCCCCCGGGUUAAAGAAGAUUAGGGGAGGGGAAGGAAGAGUGGGGAUUUGAUGUCAUAAUGACUCUACAGAAGUCUGAUGGAGACCGUUGGGAUUUUAUGAUGUCCUGGACCGUCUACUGGGAUUGCUUUCUAUUCCGGAGCAGCUGGACUACUUAUCAAAUGUUGUGUUCUGUACUAUGCAGUGAGGUUUGUUCUAUUAUAUCUGUAAACAAAUAUCGAUUCUUUGUCUCUGAGUGCUAUGAGAUUGUGAAUAUUCACAAUUUGGUUUCAAUAUGAAAUUUUGGAUUCACAAAAGCUGUAUGAGAAAUAGCGACCUCUGGAACUGCACCUUUUUGUAGUAGGAUAGAGCCAUAUCCAUUAGGAUAGAGAACAGCCAUCAGCACUCUGCCUUCUCCUGUCCUGUACCUCACACAUAUGUGCGUGCAAACUCACACAUCGGCCCUGGUCACUUUCUGAAAGGAAGUAUUCUCUUUUUAAUAAAAAAAAAAAAUUCCCUUACGCCACAUGGUCACUGAUCGGACACCUAUUAUUGUUAGGGUAAAGCUGUAGAAAAUGUAAUUUGAUAAAUUAUGUCAGAGGUGUGAAAAGUGGGAAGAAAUUAUGCAAUUUUAAAGAAUCUGUCCAGAGCCUUAUUAUUUGGUAAAGGGACACGUGUACACAAUCAAUGUCGUCAUAUCCACCCUUGAUUGUGCACCAGGUGUACUCUUUUGAGAUAUUGACACUAUACUCUUUCCAGUGCACGUUUAAUAUGGAAGACCAGUGAUCUUGUUCAGUGUUUGGAUGUAUGUACAAAGCACAUUCAAAUGUUUUAAGGGAGCAUGUAGUGUGCCCUCUAAGCAGUGAUCUUGAUGCAAGCGCCCUCGAUCGCCAGUCCUCACCUGAACCAAUAUAAGCUAAAACCCACAAACUGACCUUGGCGCAGCACUUUUUGAGCACUUCCUAUUUCAGUCUAUGGACAGUUUCAUUUAGUUUCCUAGCCCCUUAGAGCAUAUCUGAAGGUGAUGGUAUAGUGGACACUUAUUUAUUCCUUUCAAAUCUGUGAACACAAACAGGGUUCUGGGAAGGGGCUAAGUGGAACUAGGCCUAUGAUGUCAAAAGACUAGCUGAGUGGGCCAACCAAAAAGAUUCCCUGGUUUUCUCCUAUUGAGAGAUUUGAUGCCUUGUAAUUGUACUUUAGGUUUGAGGCCUUCCAAUAACUGUUCCAUGUCCUGCAGGACUCGGUUGUACAAAUCCAUCUACAUCUUUUGCAUGAUGACCUUAGGGGUGAAAUAACACUAUUUUUUUGUCUGUCACUUUGCCUCUGUUUGGGACAAAAUACUGUACAGUUCUGAAUAUAUUUUUGAAUAUAAAUGGACAAGACUACAACAUAGUGAAUAGGCCACCAACAUUUAGUUCUUAGUGUUUGUCCCAAAACUGUCAUGGCUAUUGAGGCUGGUUCUAUACAAUUGUCAGUACAAGGUCAAUUUAAUCUAAACACAUCCCUCAUGUAGGCUACCCCUGUCUUCACUUUUAUUUCAAGAAAUGUAUUUUCUUGUUCUGUACCUCCAUGUUCAUAUAAUUUAAAUGUUCUUCAAACCACGGUAAGAUUUGUUUUUUAACUGACACAUUCUGUAUUUACGUUGCAGAGCUCUGUCAAUGCAUGCGUGCAGCCUAAUUGAUGGAAUCUGUUAAAUCUCUUCAAUCAGUGUAGUUGAAGGGGAGGAGACAGGUUAAAUAAGGAUUUUUAAGCCUAGAGACAAAUGAAACAUGGAUUGGUUAUGUGUACCAUUUAGGGAGUGAAUGGGCAAGGCAAAAUAUUUAAGUGCCUUUGAACGGGAUACGGUAGUAGUAGGUGUGAGACGCACCGGUUUUGAGUGUCAAGAACUGCAACGCUGCUGGGUUUUUCACGCUCAACCGUUUCCCGUGUGUAUCAAGAAUGGUCAUCGAGCCAACUUGACACAACAGUGCGAAGCAUUGGAGUCAGCAUGGGCCAGCAUCCCUGUGGAACGCUUUGGACUCCUUGUAGAGUCCAUGCCCUGCCUGACUCCUUGUAGAGUCCAUGCCCUGACGAACUGAGGCUGUUCUGAGGGCAAAAGGAAGUGCAACUCAAUAUUAGGAAGGCGUUCCUAAUGGUUUCUACACUCAGUGCAUGACUACAGCAAUUUCAACCAUGGUUUGAUGGUUUGAUCAAAGCUUUACUACGCAACGCUAUUUGUAAUGUAUUUAUGUAUAAAGGCAUCAGACACGAACUCAAGUUUUUUUUAAUGUUCCUUUAAUCUUCAGGUUUGAUUGAAUGUUAGGGGAAGUGGUCAUUUCUCUUUGUUAAUUUAUUUGUAUGUGUUUAUCAUUUUUUCAGUUAUUGUUGAAUCAUUUGAUAACUUUCCCCUGUAACCUACCAUAACCUUUGUUCUAUUAAAGGCUUAUACUGUUGAAUUCACAUUAUGUGAAUGUUGCCAUAUACUGUGAUAUGGAUUGUAUCAAAACUAUACUAUUACUCAUAGAUUGGUUUAUGUAAACUAACUAGGUGUUAUUCUCCUGAGAUCUCCUAUAUGGCGGUAGAAUGUGCUUGUUUUUGUCUGUGGUAGUGCUACUCGCCUGUGGUAGAUAUGCACUGUUAUUUAUCUGUCUUGGAAAGUCCUAAUUCUUUCUCAAAGCUAAUUUUGUAUUUUUUAUACACAAUUUAAACUUGUUGAUUAAAUGUAGUUUUGCUUUUGA